AUGCCGGUCGCGGCCUUCCACCUAGAGUCCGCAUCUGCGACCCUGCGCUCGCUACCAACAGGAUCAUAUCUUGUCCACGCAACAAACUGCCUGGGCGAAUGGGGUGCGGGAUUCGCCCUCGAGCUGCGCGGCAUCUUCCCCGGCGCGUAUCUUCAAUACCGCACAUACUGCGACGACUUCAAGACCAGUGCGGAGGCGCGCUACGCCUCACGAGACCUGGUAGGCCACUGCUACAUCAUCCCUCCACAAGACGCGGAUAUAGCCGCUGGCGCGCCAGAGAUAUCCAUCGUCUGCCUGUUCACAAGUCACGGAUAUGGUCGACCCAAUAAGGCCAAAGCCAAGCCCGGUGUUGACCGCCCAGCGCUAGUGCUCGGUGAAACGAAGCAAGCACUUCGCCAUUUUCGGGAACAGCUCGAUGGUCUCGGAAGUGCACACGACCUUAGAGUCUACUCGCCAAUGUUCAACUCGGGAGCAUUCAAGGUGCCAUGGGCAAAGACCAGUGAUCUGAUCCGACAGAGCUUCGACGGCUGGCAGGGGCGCUGGAUCGUGCUUGAGCCGCCACCACGGAAAUGA
Molecule: messenger RNA, 573 nt
Organism: Microdochium trichocladiopsis
Lineage: Eukaryota; Fungi; Ascomycota; Sordariomycetes; Xylariales; Microdochiaceae
Exons: 1
Coding region: 1-573 (190 amino acids)
Source: RefSeq, a predicted model, not a curated record